CUCAUUAGAUCUAAUCCCGAGGUGACUACUGAUUUCAUGCUCGACGCCGCUCGACCCCGCGGCCGCUUGUCGCCACAGCACUUAGGGUACCCCGUGAUACUUUAGUCCCCGAGCCCGACGCCUGAGGGCGAGAUGAACGCGCCGGACUCCCGAACCGCCCGGACCUACGAUCGCUUCUGGCUGCGCGAACCUGCGCUCCUAUCCCCUGGGUGACGCACAGUCCCAAGCUGUCCAGACAGAUGGCUCCAGGCCAAGUGCCCCCUCUGGCCACCCCCUGGAGGGAUGCCCACCCCUUCUUCCUACUGUCUCCGCUGGUGGGCCUCCUUAGUCGGGCCUGGAGUCGCCUGAGGGGCCCAGGACCUCCAGAGCCCUGGUUGGUGGAUGCAGUAACAGAAGAAGCUGCCCUUGAUGGAGAAGCUAAGGCUUUUCUGACCUUCCACCAUGCCACCUGGGGUGGGCACCCUCAAGGAGAGGCUGAAGACAGUAGAGCAGCUGAGGAGGAUGGAGAAGCAGAUGGGAGAGUCUGCCCUGGCCUCAAAGCAAACAGUUCUUUUCUUGAUGCCUUAAAUGAUGAUGACAAAGAAUAUGGUGAAGAAGAAGCAACUAAUGUGGCUAGAGUGCAGGGAGGUGAAUUUACAUGUGGCCAGCCUGCUCCCUCACUCCCCAACCUUCUGAUAAGAACCCUGCAAGACCCUCCUGGGGAGGAAGAGUCUGAGAAAGAGAAGGAAGCAGCUGAGGAAGGAGUUGCCAACAAUACAGAAAUGAUCAAGGCCUUCUCUUAUCCCCUAUCACCCUGGGAGUGCUGCCCAGGGGUGGAAGAAAAAGACAAGGGUAGAGAAGCUGUAAAGAAAGAAGCUCUCAGGACCUCUACUGCUCCCUUAUCUCCAGGCUCCAAGCCCAGUGCUUGGGUGUGUUGUCCAGGGGAGGGAGAGGAGGAGGAGACAGAUGAAGAAGUUGUUCAAGCCACUGAAGAAGAAAGAAGAGCAAAGAAGAAAGAAGCCACGAAGACCUCCAUUUCCCCGUCAUGUUCAGGCUCCAACCCCAGGGCCUGGGAAUAUUGUUCGGGGGAGUCUAAGGAGGAGACGGAUAAAAAUGCAAAGGAAGCAGCUGAGAAAGAAGCUGACCCUGAGUCACAGUCCUCCAGUCUAACCCCAAGGCCUCUGCUCAGGGCCUGGGAGUAUCAGCCCAAUAAGAAAACAGAAGAAGAUGAAGAGGAUGUUGAGGACAGCGUUUCAGGGGCAGCUAAGGAGGUGAUAGAAGCUGAGGAUCCCUUUCCCAUCCUAUCCACAAGUGCCUUCCUGAGGGCCUGGGUGUAUCGGCCAGGAGAGGACACAGAGGAAGAAGAUGAUGAAGACAGUGAUUCAGGAGCAGCUGAGGAGGAAGGAGAAGCUGAGGGUCCUUCCUCCAUCCCAUCCACAAGUGCCUUCCUGAGGACCUGGGUAUAUCAGCCAGGAGAGGAUUCAGAGGAGGAAGGUGAGGACAGUGAUUCAGGAGCAGCUGAGGAGGAAGGAGAAGCUGAGGGUCAUUGCUGCAUUCCGUCCACAAGUCCCUUCCUGAGGGCCUGGGUGUAUCAGCCAGGAGAAGACACAGAGGAGGAGGAAGAAUAUGAGGAGGAUGAGGAUGGAGUAGGUGAUUCGGAAGCAGGUGAAGGAGCAACAGCUGACUCAGGGCCACAUCCCUCCCUUCACACCCAAAGUGCUCUUCUCAGGACCUGGAUUUAUCGACCUGGAGAGGAUACAGAGGAAGAGGGAGCUGCUGAGGAAUGGGGAGAAGCUGAGCCCAGUCCAUUCCGAGUGGCCAUCUAUUUACCUGGAGAGAAGCCACCCCCUCCCUGGCCUCUUCCUAGGCUGCCUCUCCGACUGCAAAGGCGGCUUAAGUCCUUAGAAACCCCAACCCAGAAUCCGGAUCUUGGGAUUCCCCUAAAGGCCACAAAGGUGCACUUCUCAGAGAAAGUCUCUGUCCAUUACCUGGCUGUCUGGGCGGGGCCGGCCCGGGCAGCCCGCCGGGGUCCCUGGGAACAGCUGGCCCGGGAUCGCAGCCGAUUUGCCCGCCGCAUCGCUGGCGUCCAGGAGGAGCUAGAACCCUGCCUCACCCCUGCUGCCCGGGCCAGGGCUUGGGCACGCCUCGGGAACCCACCGUUUUCCCUGACACCCGUACCUGUCCCUACCCAGACCACGCCUUCCUCCUCCGUCCCUUCUACGUUCCCAGUCCCUGCCAGGCACCAGAGCCCCGCAGUGGCCACACCCGUUUCCGCCUCUGCGUGCUCAUCCUUGUCUCCUUGGCUGAACCUCGGGGGGAGGCGUGGCUAAGACCACGUGGUUUGUGUGUUAUUUAUUUUUUUUAAGUGUUGGUUUAUAUAAAGAAUAAAGCCUUUUGGUUUCUAAGGAGCAACGCCUCGGUGUGUCUGAACUGACAGUAUCCACCACUCCU
Messenger RNA from Loxodonta africana (African savanna elephant), 2430 nucleotides. It is a transcript of the gene PPP1R15A, whose product is annotated as protein phosphatase 1 regulatory subunit 15A. Gene Ontology annotation, molecular function: protein phosphatase regulator activity. Lineage: Eukaryota; Metazoa; Chordata; Mammalia; Proboscidea; Elephantidae. Gene Ontology annotation, biological process: response to endoplasmic reticulum stress. The record is from RefSeq and is a predicted model, not a curated record. The transcript is spliced from 3 exons. Gene Ontology annotation, cellular component: endoplasmic reticulum; protein phosphatase type 1 complex. The coding region runs from base 240 to 2309 and encodes 689 amino acids.